Trichosporon asahii var. asahii CBS 2479 is the source of this 918-nucleotide messenger RNA. RefSeq lists its product as uncharacterized. Bases 1 to 918 code for a protein of 305 amino acids. NCBI's taxonomy places the organism in Eukaryota, Fungi, Basidiomycota, Tremellomycetes, Trichosporonales, Trichosporonaceae. The transcript is spliced from 6 exons. The record is from RefSeq and is a predicted model, not a curated record.
AUGACGACUCAGCAGCUGCAGCAACGCGACCUCCUCGUCCUGGUCUGGGUGCAUGGGCUUUCCGGAGCGCAUUGUGCGCAUUCUAGAGGAAGCCCAUCCGGCACUGAACGUGGUGUCGCACGUCUUCCCGGCGUACCAGACAAGAGGCGAGCUGUCAGCCGGAUCGUCCAGUCCACGCGUGAGAAGGAUCCGCUGUGGCCCAACGUGGUCGCGACAAUUGCAUACGACACACCGCACCAACUCAGCCAAGCCGCAUCUUAUGCCGAGACGGCGCGCUCCGUCGCAGGCAACCUGGCCAUGCUAUCCCCAUUAGCGCUGGGAUGGGGAUUCGGCAAAGCGAAGCAGGCCGAGGAUCGGGCCGCCGAAGCCGAGUCAGCGAAGGAACGUUCUCCCGCCGCCGACCCGAACGCGCCGGCCACGCCGGCAGAGAAAGCGGGCGGGUGGUGGAGCGCCAAGACGGCCAUGGGCAUCGGCGCGCUCGCGAUGGGCGCGGCGGCCGCCGCGGGGGCGUAUUAUCGCGAAGACCUGCAGAACACCUUCUUCACCUGCCUUCCCCCCAAGCCGCCCCUCCACCCCGACGAGCGGACAUUCACGAUCCUCCCUCCCACGUCCGACCCACUGCGAGCCUUCUGGCGACCGCAAUACAAUUCGAAAGCCAAAGACGAAAUCGGCGCCCACAUGGGCAUGUUCAACCCCUCCUCCAAUGAUGGAUUUUACGAUUUGGGGUUGCAAGUUAGCAGACUCAUUGCGCGGCGACUGUUGGAUCCCGAGGCGGCGGAUGUGCCGCGUACCCCGCCCUUGGAGAAGAGCCCGGCGCCCGAGCCCGCUGGACCCGCCAAGAGGGCGAGGAAGACGAAGGCCAAGGCGAACGGAGCGCCCGACGAAAAGGACAUUAUCGACCUCACUGGCGAGGAUUAG